This is a messenger RNA of Lepus europaeus (European hare), 3280 nucleotides long. It is a transcript of the gene PIP5K1C, whose product is annotated as phosphatidylinositol-4-phosphate 5-kinase type 1 gamma. Gene Ontology annotation, molecular function: phosphatidylinositol kinase activity. The transcript has 19 exons. The coding region runs from base 1 to 2010 and encodes 669 amino acids. NCBI's taxonomy places the organism in Eukaryota, Metazoa, Chordata, Mammalia, Lagomorpha, Leporidae. The record is from RefSeq and is a predicted model, not a curated record. Gene Ontology annotation, biological process: phosphatidylinositol metabolic process.
AUGGAGCUGGAGGUGCCGGACGAGGCGGAGAGCGCCGAGGCGGGGCCCGUGCCCCCGGAGGCGGCCGGGGCGGCUGCAGGUUCGGGUCAGAGGAAGACGCCCCUCGCGGAGGUUCCGUCCACGACCGGGCAGCCGGGCCAUGGGAAGAAGCUGGGCCACCGCGGCGUGGACGCGUCUGGGGAGACCACAUACAAGAAGACCACCUCGUCCACCCUGAAGGGCGCCAUCCAGCUGGGCAUCGGCUACACCGUGGGCAACCUGAGCUCCAAGCCCGAGCGCGACGUGCUCAUGCAGGACUUCUACGUGGUGGAGAGCAUCUUCUUCCCCAGCGAAGGCAGCAACCUCACCCCCGCCCACCACUUCCAGGACUUCCGGUUCAAGACCUACGCGCCCGUGGCCUUCCGCUACUUCCGCGAGCUCUUCGGGAUCCGGCCGGACGACUACCUGUACUCCCUCUGCAACGAGCCGCUCAUCGAGCUGUCGAACCCGGGCGCCAGCGGCUCCCUGUUCUACGUGACCAGCGACGACGAGUUCAUCAUCAAGACGGUGAUGCACAAGGAGGCCGAGUUCCUGCAGAAGCUGCUGCCCGGCUACUACAUGAACCUGAACCAGAACCCGCGCACGCUGCUGCCCAAGUUCUACGGGCUGUACUGCGUGCAGUCGGGUGGCAAGAACAUCCGCGUGGUGGUCAUGAACAAUGUGCUGCCGCGCGUGGUCAAGAUGCACCUCAAGUUCGACCUCAAGGGCUCCACGUACAAGCGGCGCGCCAGCCGCAAGGAGAAGGAGAAGGUCGCCCCCACCUACAAGGACCUGGACUUCAUGCAGGACAUGCCCGAGGGGCUGCUGCUGGACGCCGACACCUUCAGCGCCCUGCUCAAGACGCUGCAGCGCGACUGCCUGGUGCUGGAGAGCUUCAAGAUCAUGGACUACAGCCUGCUGCUGGGCGUGCACAACAUUGACCAGCAAGAGCGGGAGCGCCAGGCCGAGGGCGCCCAGAGCACCCUGGACGAGAAGCGGCCGCUGGGCCAGAAGGCGCUCUACUCCACGGCCAUGGAGUCCAUCCAGGGCGGCGCCGCGCGGGGCGAGGCCAUCGACACCGACGACACGAUGGGCGGGAUCCCGGCCGUGAACGGGCGCGGCGAGCGCCUGCUGCUGCACAUCGGCAUCAUUGACAUCCUGCAGUCCUACAGGUUCAUCAAGAAGCUGGAACACACCUGGAAGGCGCUCGUCCACGACGGGGACACGGUCUCCGUGCACCGCCCCAGCUUUUACGCUGAGCGCUUCUUCAAGUUCAUGAGCAACACGGUUUUCCGGAAGAACUCCUCCCUCAAGUCCUCGCCGUCCAAGAAGGGGCGCGGCGCGUUGCUGGCGGCGAAGCCCCUGGGGCCCACGGCCGCCUUCUCGGCCAGCCAGAUCCCCAGCGAGCGGGAGGAGGCGCAGUACGACCUGCGGGGGGCCCGCAGCUACCCCACGCUGGAGGACGAAGGCCGGCCCGACCUCCUGCCCUGCACGCCGCCCUCCUUGGAAGAAGCCACGACCGCCUCCAUCGCCACGACCCUGUCGUCCACCUCCUUGUCCAUCCCCGAGCGGUCCCCGUCGGAGACGUCAGAGCAGCCGCGGUACAGGCGGCGCACGCAGUCCUCAGGGCACGACGGCCGGCCCCAGGAGGACCCUCAGCAGGUCACCGUGCAGGUGGAACCCGCGUGCAGCGUGGAGAUCAUUGUCCCCAAGGAGGCGACCGAGGGGGUGGAGGCCACCCCGGGCGCCGCCUCGGCCGCCAUGGAGGCAGAGACAGCCAGCCACGCCUCGGACGAGGAGGACGCGCCGGCCGCGGACAUCUACUUUUUCACGGAUGGGAGGUACUGGAUUUACUCCCCCCGCCAUCGCCGACUGCGGGCCGUCACUCUGAGCGCCUCGGGCACUCCCACCGAUGACAGGAGCUGGGUGUACUCCCCGCUCCACUAUAGCACACAGGCCCAGGCGGCCUCCGACGGCGAGAGCGACACAUAACUUCUAUGCACUCCCGGACCCGGAGCCCAGCGCCCGCCGCCCCGAGGCGCUGCCCGGCCCCCUGGACGGACGAAGACGGCCGAGCCCCCCAGCGCCCGCCGCCGAGCACCGACCCCUGCACCCGCCGCUCUGGGUCCGCGGAGACCUCGCGGCGCACUCGGAGGCUCCCCAGGAAACAGGACGGAGACGCGGGGAGCGGCAAGGAGGCGGGGUCUCCUCCGCGGCCGCCCCCGCCCCGCAGCCCGCCCGCCCUCCGCUCAGGUUUGGGGGCCGCAGCGCAAGACCCCCCAGCCCCCUCCGGGGCUCUGCGUGCCCGGCCGCCAGCGGGGACGUCCCGGGCAGGCGGACGCCGCGAGGCCGGAGCGCGGCAGCGAGUGGACAGAGGGGGCAGCGCCUGGCGCCCCAGGCACGGCCACGGGACAGGCUCCCUGGGGGCUUCGCUCGUGGACGGCGGUGCCACCCUGCGCACUGGGGGCUCAGUUCCGGGGGAGAGCCCCCCCAGCAGGUGCACCCCUGCCCCUGACAGGUGGCGCCCGGGGGUCCCCGCCCACCGGCUCUGGGGGAACCCCCCUCGGUGAGGGGCUGGGGCCGCUCCAAGGAACUGACCCGCGGAGACCUCCCACACUGCUGCCCCCGCCCCAUGAGCUCCACCUGCCUGGGCCAGGUCCCCGGGGGUGGGGGGCAGGGGGACCGCAGGGACCAUGAGGCCCGUCCAGGGACGCCCCCAGCAGGAGACGCCAGACCCCCUGGGGACCUUGUCAAGACUACAGAGCGAGGCCGGUGGGCGUGGCCUGCCGCCGGGGCGUGGUCCGCCGUAUAGGGGCGGGGCCCGCCUGCCCGUGAUGCUGAGCUGGCUUCCGGCGGGCAGCCCCAGGACCCCCCACCCCCAGAUCUGCAAACUCCUUGGUGACCGCCCCGCUCGCCCCUCCCCCGUGGCUGCUAGCACGAGCGGUGGGCGGCGCCCGCACUCCCGUACUGUAGAACCUGGGCGAGCCGGGACCCCCGCGCCCCGCCCCCGCCCCUGGCUCAGUGCAAUACCCCGUCCCCGGGGCCCUGCCACGGUACUGUCGCCGCAGCCCCGCCCCGCCCCUCUGGUGGUUCAAGUGCAUCGCCCGCGCCCACCCUGUCCGAAACCGCAGACCUCGUGCGUCUUGCGCGUCCCCAGCCCCCGCGGUCUGGGGCGCGACCAUCCGGAGCGCGGCUUCCGUGGCCGCCCCCUCCCCAGCCCCUCUUUUUACGUUGAGAUGUAAUAAAUUGGGUAUCACCGUCA